Messenger RNA from Hemisphaericaspora subhashii, 489 nucleotides. RefSeq lists its product as uncharacterized. Bases 1 to 489 code for a protein of 162 amino acids. The transcript has a single exon. The record is from RefSeq and is a predicted model, not a curated record. Lineage: Eukaryota; Fungi; Ascomycota; Pichiomycetes; Serinales; Debaryomycetaceae.
AUGAAUUCAUCAGCAACUAACAAUAAUAAUAAUACAACCAAUAAUAUAUCGUCAAGAUAUAAUUUACCUAAAUUCACAAAUAUACCAUCUCAAGGACAACAACAACAACAUGGAUAUCAUCAGCAUCAGCAUCAAUAUCACAACCCCCAUGCUGCUCAUAGUUACAGGGUAUCUUCUAUAGAUACAUCCACAGGAACAAUUCAACUUCCUGCAAGUAAUACAUCAAUGUUUCUAAAUCCUAAUGAUACUUCAUUUGCGCAUACCACAAGAACCAUAAGUUCUUCUUCAACAAUCAGUACACCGAGUAAUACCAAACGAUUCCAACGACAGAAACAUCAACAAUCUCAUGCGACACUGAAGAAGAAGUCAACAUCUACUUCCAAUGCUGCACAGAAGACAAAGAAUGGAAGAUUGAUCAAGACGAAAUUAUUGAAUUUGCAACUUAGGGACUUUGUAAUAUAUUUAUUACUUAAAUUUCUAGAAGUUUAA